UGAUUAUGUUUAUUGUCAACUUCAUAAAUUAAUACAAUUCUUGAUCUUUAACCAUUUCCCAUUUCAUUCCUUUAAAGUAGGGACACCCCUUUGAGCUUGUCAACACAAACACUUUCUGAAAGUUGCAUUGUUCUUUACAAAAUCAGCAAUAAAGCUGUAAUCUGUCGCAAUAUAAUCUCACUGCCUAUUAAAAAGCAAAAGCACCUUUUCACAUCAAAUCAGCCGGGCAAUUGUUUCCGUUUGGGAAAUUACAGAACUACAGGCAACAAAUGUCUGACAAUUUUAUGGAAACCAGAUUGACCCUUGGAGUCCCUAACUAGCAAUCUGUCCAAUUCCUAAAUACUAGAAGUUAAAAGCGUGACAAAAAUCAAGAGUAGUCAAAAGCUUAAAUUUAGAGGAUGGGGGGUGGGACUCAUACAGUAUAUGCUACUGAAGUUAAAGUGAAAAAGAAAUGCCACUUUUAGAAAAAUAUUACCAGACUGCAUCCGGGUAUCUUCUUCACUGUCACAACAGACUUGUGCACAAAUGUCAUGACAAAACACAAAGGCAAUACUUCAGUAAUUGAAUCCGUGACGGGUAUAAGACAAAUCCUAUACCAGAACAAUUAAUUUGUAUAAAUCUGAAGAGUUGUCUGGUCUCUGUGGAAUAUAACUCAGUUGUCAUUUCAGACUGUUUUGCAGUUAAGAACCCCAAAAAAACCCAUUAGGUGUUCAAAGAGCUUAAAGAGAAUAUAUCUGGUGUUUGCAUGGCAUUUAGCUUUUCUGUAACCUCUAGCUGAAAGUUGUUUCACGAAGAAAGGCACUGCAUUUUAAAUUAAAUUAUGUUACUAAACACCCCAUCAAAUCCAGUUUGCCUAUAUGAAAUACCUAACAUGAAAUAUAUGUGGGCCCUCUUUUUAUGAACACAAAGGGUUAAAGGGAGAUGCAUUACCAGCAUACCAAACGUUUACGUACAAUUUUAUUUAAGGACUCUAUGAGAGAUAAGUUUAUUAGAUAUUCAUUAUUCAUACCAGUAAUGCCCUUUAAGUGUUGCAGCAUAUAUUUUACUCAAUAUUCAUCACACACUCACAUAAAGAAUACAUAAAAUCAGAAAUAUAUCGAUUAGCUAUAGACUUUUACUGAGAUGUAUUAUAUAUUAGAAAGACGUUGCACUCUCGUUAACAUUGCGCCCAUGCAAUAAAUCAACAUAACACGACCGUUUUCUGCAAAAAAUGAUCAACACCCACUUUAAAUUGCUACUAAGUUUCUUAAGUGUUUCUUAUAUAAAGUAUGACUAAACGCAAGAGCUGUGUGGUCAAGUAUGUCAUAUCUACAUUGCUUAUAUAUUAUAAUAAAGGAUUAUUAUUAAUUAUGCUUCAGCCCAUGUUUAACGCACAUUACCAAGUUAAACGUUAAAUACACUAAAACAUUGAAUCACAUUUAAUUAGCAAAUAGUGGGUAUAUACUGUAUAUAUAAAACAGGUUAGUAUAAACGCGAACGUUUGGUCAGAUAGAACUGCCUUACAAACCCUCUGCAACAUUUCAAAGAAAGAAUAUGGCAUUUUUGCAGAAAAGUAACCUUAACUCAAGUGUACGUAUUAAAUUAAGUUAAGCACUCAUAUUUACAGUAUGUUUAGGGACCUCCGAUAAGCGUAAGAUAUUAACACUUUAGCCUAAACAGCAGGACUCAACUAGCAUAUACUGUUUAUACAUAAAAACUAGUCAGUGUCCCAUUUACUUUAAUUUAAAAAUAAAGAAUAAUUUCAUACCACAUCGAAAUGAGUUCUGGGCAGCUGCAAGACAUUACAUGCUUGAUUUAAGGGGACACAGAACCCCUUUUAGAAAGAAUAGCCUGCACCGAUAUUUAAGUAGGUCGUUUUCUCUGAAACUGUUCUAAAAGCUGUUCUUAAAACCCUCUAGAUUAGGCUUUCUCAUUUCUGAGAUUUCGUAUCGUAUGUUUCGUACAUGUUUAUUAAUAUCAGCCUGCUUUGUAGCCCGUAUUUUGCAAGAAGGCUCAUAUUCAGGUAGCUUUUCCUGACACCGAGACGUUAAUACUCCCUUUGAAACCGCCAGUACGAACCAGGUCUACGCGCAAUCUUACUCUUUACUCAGUAGACUACGUUCUCAUUUUUAAUAUUCGUAGACGGCAUUUACAACUUUCCCCGUCGUAUCCCCAUAACACAUAUUUAUAUACUCUCCUAUCUUCAUAAUCUCCAAACUUUAGCUUUCCAUAUUCAUAAAUCUUCAAAAAGAAACCCAGGACUUGUUUGACAAAUACCGGUAAAUAAACUAACCUUGACCGGCAAAUAUUUUCCCCCACUGCUGAGAUUUUUCUCCGAUGCUCAACUUCCUCUCCGAUCCUUUCUUUCUCUAUUUUCCCAUUCAUUUUUACCCCAUCCCCUUUGUAUCCUGUCUCAGAAUCCGCGUCUAGCUCACGUUUUCAUUCCACUUCGCUCUUGUGAUUCACUUGUGCAGCCGCUAGUCUUAGUACUUUUUAUUAGUUUGCAUGGCUAUUUCUCCUACCCACUUCAUACACAGUUCAUGUCAUCGCUUUUGUUUUCUGCCUGGUGUCUCUUCUAGUAUAAGCUGUCAUUAUUUAGUCUCCGCUCUUUGGGAGGCGUUUUGUUCUUUUCCUAAAUCGAUUUCCGCGAGUGUCUGUGUUUUUCUCUCCCCCUUUUCGUCUCCCAGCCCUUUGUUGAAACAUACUCAUCGACCCACCGCAGAUCUUUUUGGACAUUUGCAUCCUCUCCCAAUUUUCGUUCACAGCCCACCUUUACCUGCUUUAACCCCUAUUGCAUCACAUGUUUAUUUCAAACUUAGUUCGUUCACUCCCCCACCGUCGCCGUGUGUCAGACUUUACACUUCGGUUUAAAAAAAAAAAAAGAAGCCGCUUAAUUUCUUAACCCUCUUUUGAUCUUUGCUGUUUUUUUUUCUACUCCUAGUCCUCCUUUACUUUUACCCUGCUGCGAAACCUGUCUGUCCCAUACAGACAACCUGCUAAUAAUAUCUUAAGUUCUGUUUCGUUUCUUAGCUCAGUGGUCGCUGUGCUCCUUGGCUACUGACACACACGAGGUGGUCUAGCUGUGUGACCACGAACUUAUUUUUCACUGUGUUUCCGUGCCCAGAUCCCUGAUCAAUGUCCACUGCGACAGCUUACAUUAGACGGGGUUUUUUUUUUCCCUUCACUGCCAUAUGUCCAGCCCCCUGAUCCCUUGUCCAUUGGCUUUUCUUGGUCUAUUUUUUUCACGUCCAGCCCCCUGAUCAAUGCCCACUGCUUUCACUAGACAGCUUUUUUUUUCCCUCUUGUGCCUCUUGUCCGGCCCCCUUGAUCUCUCUGUCCAUUGGCUUCUCCGGGUCUAUUUUUCAUGUCCAGCCCCUAAUGAGUGUCCAUUGGUUUUGUUAUUUCCAUUCCCUCCUCCUACUCUCUGUCUUUGCCCUGCCCAUGUUUUGUAUGUCUGUGUCCAUCCAUCUCCUGACGUUCAAGUUCGCAGGGACGUCACGUCCGCACUUGAACUUGCAGCUCAGGGGGGCUUUUGCCAUUUUUUUUCAUCUCUCUCUCUCUUUUCAAAAAAGCCAUGACGGCUAUCCCACAAUCCAUCUUCCCUGCGCCAUCUUUGUAUUAUUUCUAAUUUAUUUUGGAUGUCAAAGGCAUUGAUGAAGAUAUUUUCUCUGGAGUCUCCUUUCUAACCCGGCUCUCCCGAUGUGAACCGAGCUCAAAGCCACCACCAAGCACCAUGUCUCGCCGUAAGCAAGGCAAACCCCAGCACUUAAGCAAACGGGAAUUUUCGCCCGAACCCCUGGAAGCCAUUCUUACAGAUGAGGAGCAGGAACACAGAGCUUUGGGAGCUCCAGAAGGGGACCAUGACCUCCUUACUUGUGGCCAGUGUCAGAUGAACUUCCCUUUGGGGGAUAUCCUUAUUUUUAUUGAGCACAAAAGGAAGCAGUGCAAUGGCAGCCUCUGCAUGGACAAAGCUGUGGAUAAGCCUCCCUCUCCCUCACAAAGUGAGCUGAAAAGACCAUCGAAUCCUGUAGAGGUUGGCAUCCAGGUCACGCCAGAGGAUGAUGAUUGUUUGUCAACAUCCUCCCGAGGAAUUUGCCCAAAACAGGAAAACCUAACAGGUAAAGAUGAGCCCAGCAGCUAUACUUGCACAACCUGUAAACAGCCAUUCACCAGUGCAUGGUUCCUACUCCAGCAUGCACAGAACACUCAUGGGUUCAGGAUAUACCUGGAAAGCGAGAAUGGCAGCCCCCUCACCCCACGCGUGGGCAUCCCUUCAGGCCUGGGUGCCGAGUGCGCCUCCCAGCCACCACUCCAUGGGAUCCACCUUGCAGACAACAGUCCUUUCAACCUGCUACGGAUACCGGGCUCCGUUUCCUCCCGGGAAGCGCCAAGCAUGCGAGAGGGCCGCUUCCCUCCCACGCCUCCUCUCUUCAGCCCCCCUCCUCGACACCACCUGGAUCCCCAUCGUAUAGAGCACCUGAGCCCCGAGGACAUGGCCCUGGCGACACAUCACCCGAGUGCCUUUGACAGGGUGCUGCGGCUCAAUCCCAUGGCAAUGGAUCCGCCCGUGAUGGAUUUCUCACGGAGGUUGCGGGAGCUGGCCGGGAAUACUUCUGGAUCCACGCCUCCCCUGUCGCCCAAUCGGCCCAGCCCUAUGCAAAGGCUACUGCAACCAUUCCAGCCAGGGGCCAAACCUCCCUUUUUGGCCACCCCUCCUCUCCCAGCCAUGCAGUCUCCUUCGGGUUCUCAGUCAACUCCUAGCCAGCAACAGCAACAACAGCAGACACCCUUAAAGACCAAGUCAUGCGAGUUUUGUGGAAAGACUUUCAAGUUCCAGAGCAACCUAAUAGUUCACCGGCGGAGCCACACAGGAGAAAAACCAUACAAGUGCCACCUAUGCGACCAUGCCUGCACCCAGGCCAGCAAGUUAAAGCGCCACAUGAAGACCCACAUGCACAAGUCCUCACCCAUGACUGUCAAGUCCGACGAUGGUCUUUCCACAGCCAGUUCCCCAGAGCCAGGUACUAGUGAAUUAGUCGGCAGUGCCAGCAGCGCCCUUAAGUCUGUGGUGGCUAAGUUUAAGAGCGAGAACGAUCAUGGGUGCAUGAUCCCCGAGAAUGGGGAUGAGGAGGAGGAGGAGGAGGAGGAGGAAGAGGAGGAGGAGGAGGAAGAGGAGGAAGAAGGGGAGGAGAUGGAGAAUGAUGGGGGCAGGAAUGACUACCACUUUGGCCUCAACCUUGAGGCAGCCCGACACCAUGAAAACAGUGGUGGGCGGCACAUUGGAGGCGGGGAGGAGGGGAUUCCUCGAUCGCUUCCAGAGGUCAUGCAGGGCAUGGGCCUGGCAGCAAGCAUGCAGCACUACAGCGAGGCCUUCCAUCAACACAAGCGCGGAGUGCUGACCUCAGACACCGAGGUCCAGAGGGACAUGUGUGAUGAGGACUCUGUGGCUGGGGAAUCUGAUCGAGUAGACGAUGGCUCUGGGUCCGCCAUUAAUGGCAGGGGGUCCUCUCCGGGUGAAUCGGCCUCAGUGGGCAUGUCCAAAAAGCUGCUGCUGGGUAGUCCCAGCUCCCUAAGCCCUUUCUCGAAACGCAUCAAAAUGGAGAAGGAUUUUGACCUUCCCACCACCAUACCCAACACUGAGAAUGUGUAUUCCCAGUGGCUGGCUGGGUAUGCUGCUUCUAGGCAGCUCAAGGACCCUUUUCUGAACUUCGGAGAUUCCAGACAAUCGCCUUUUGCCUCCUCCUCCGAGCACUCCUCGGAGAAUGGCAGUUUACGCUUCUCCACCCCCCCGGGGGAGAUGGACGGAGGGGUGUCAGGCCGCAGUGGCACAGGGAGUGGAGGGAGCACCCCUCACAUCGGGGGCCCCGGCCGGCCAAGCUCCAAGGACGGCCGCCGAAGUGACACAUGCGAGUACUGUGGCAAAGUCUUCAAAAACUGCAGUAACCUUACGGUCCACCGGAGGAGCCACACAGGGGAAAGGCCGUACAAAUGUGAGCUCUGCAAUUACGCCUGUGCUCAGAGUAGCAAACUCACCAGGCACAUGAAAACUCAUGGCCAAGUGGGAAAGGACGUUUACAAAUGUGAAAUCUGUCAGAUGCCUUUUAGCGUGUACAGUACCCUGGAGAAACACAUGAAAAAAUGGCACAGUGAUCGCGCCUUGAAUAACGAUAUUAAAACUGAAUAGAGAAGUAUUGAUUACCCAUCCGCCCAUAAACGUUCCCUGUAGAUUUCCCUCUUUUGGUAGUCCAGUGGAAGCUAAGAAUAACGUGCUUGUCACCAGCACAUCUUGUUUAGUUUACCGUCAAAUGCAUGAUCUGUAUCGGGGCAAUACUAUUGCAUUUACGCAAACUUCGAGCCUUUCUCUUGUGCAAUAAUUUACAUGUUGUGUAUUUUUUUCUUUUUUGAUUAGACAGCAUGUAUGGUAUGUUUUGGCUAAUUUUGAAAAAAUUGUCCCUGGUUGGUUAGUUGUUGAGUAAAUGUGUUGCUGUUUCCUUGUUACUUUUUAUUUAAGAAAAAAAAAACACCAUGCUGCAUACAUUCUGUAAUACAUAUCAUGUACAGUUUUGUGUUGUAACAUGGAGGAAAACAGUCUAUUGCUUAACCCUCUCUGGACGGGCUGGGAACCGCACUUAAACUAGUCUUUCUAAAAGAUGAUCUGUCCAAAUGGGGUUAAAAAUAUCAAUUGGGUUAUUUACAAUAUAGCAGUGACAGCCUUGAAUUUCUUAAAAAAAAUAAAAAUAGAAAAAUGAAUUAAAAGAAAUUUGAAUUUGUACUAUCAUUUGGUAAAAAAAAAAAUCUGAGUGCCUUGGAUAUAUUGAAACUGCAUUGGUUAAUCUUCCUAUUUGUUAUAAGCUUGGAGUCUCAGCUAGAUACUGGAAGUGGGUCUUUUAGAUCCUAAAUAAGGUUCUUGCAUCAAGCACCUGACUGCUAUGGUCGACUGUGACUACAAAAAAAAAAUUAAAAUAAGCGAAUAAAAUUUCUAGUUAAUCAUCAUUUAGCUACCUAUUACAUGUAUAUCUUUUAAUUAUGACUCUGUUUACUGGCAUGGUACAUGCUAUACUGUGUGGGUUGUUUCUUUUUCUUUUGGUACCAUACACACUGGUACUGUGAGUUGUUAAUUCACAAACUUAAGCUCUUUUUUUACUGUUUUAAUGUUUUUGUAAGUAGCACAAAAAUAAAAUGUAUGUUGCCUGGA
This is a messenger RNA of Lepisosteus oculatus (spotted gar), 7174 nucleotides long. RefSeq names its product BCL11 transcription factor A a (gene bcl11aa). The record is from RefSeq and is a predicted model, not a curated record. Gene Ontology annotation, biological process: negative regulation of dendrite development; regulation of transcription by RNA polymerase II. Lineage: Eukaryota; Metazoa; Chordata; Actinopteri; Semionotiformes; Lepisosteidae. Gene Ontology annotation, molecular function: RNA polymerase II cis-regulatory region sequence-specific DNA binding; DNA-binding transcription factor activity. Gene Ontology annotation, cellular component: nucleus.